ACCAUCAAAGCCACAUCCCCUCUUGGUGAUCCGAGAGUUACAUAUAAUCUGGAGGAGGGUCAAGUUCCAGAGACUAACAUGCCAGUUCGUUUCUAUCUGAAGCCAAACAGAGCUGAUGGAUCUGCUUCUCUUCUAGUCGCUGAACCACUUGACUUUGAGGCAACUAAGUUUUUCACCCUGACAGUCCGGGCACAAAAUGUAGCAAUGACUCCUUUAGCUUCCUUUACCACUGUUUGUGUGAACAUAACAGAUGUCAAUGAUAAUGUUCCAUUCUUCGUGUCUUCUAACUACGAGGUGUCUGUGCCAGAAGGAGCUGAUGUUGGCACAUCUGUGGUUCAGGUGUUAGCUACAGACUUGGAUUCUGGCCUACAUGGAGAGGUUCACUACUUAAUAUUGAAAGAUGCUAGUGAGGAUUACCAGUUCUUCACCAUUGACCCUGAGACGGGAAUCAUUUCCACCCAUGUAUCUUUUGACAGAGAGAAAAGAGCCUCUUAUUUGAUUGAAGUUCAGUCCCAGGACUCUUCAGAAUCUGCCAGACCUGGUGUUCCUGGGCAGCCCAACACAGACACAGCCUAUGUAAGGAUUUUUGUCAGUGACGUGAAUGACAAUGCUCCAGCAUUUCCUCGGUCAGUGUAUGAGGUCAACAUAGAUGAGGACAGGGAUGUUGGAAGUCCUGUGGUGACAGCAACAGCAGAUGAUGAAGAUGAGGGUGCAAAUGCCAAACUAAGGUAUCAGAUCACAUCAGGAAAUGUGAAAGGAAUUUUUGAUGUGGAACCUGAGGUUGGAACUGUCUUCAUUGCUCAGCCUCUAGAUUAUGAACAAGAACAACAUUAUGAGCUCCGGCUUGUAGCUUCUGAUGGAAAAUGGGAAAACCACACUCUUAUCAUCAUCAAUGUUGUCAACAAGAAUGACGAAGCACCAGUCUUCACUCAGAACGAAUACCAGGGCAGUGUCUUGGAGGAGCUCACAGAUCUACCUGUACUUAUUCUAAAGGUUUCUGCAACAGACCCCGACCAAGUGGCUGAUCAAAAAGCCAUUAACUAUUCCCUGCAUGGACAGGGAGCCAGCACCGAAUUCAGCAUUGAUGAGAACACAGGUGAGAUCAGCGCAAAUAAAAGGUUAGACCGUGAGAAGCGAUCAACGUGGCGCUUUCUUGUUCUUGCAACAGAUGAGGGCGGAGAGGGACUGACUGGCUUCGCAGAUGUGAUCAUAGAAGUGAGGGAUGUGAACGACAAUGCACCCCUUUUCCUCUGUGUGGUGGACGGCUGUUUCAUGGGCCACGUCCCUGAGGAUUCUCCGGCAGACACUCCUGUCACAGAAAUGACAGCAGUGGACCUUGAUGACCCAAAGGCUGCUAUGAAUGCUGUGCUAACAUACAGCAUCAUCCAGAACGUCCAAAAUGAAAUUAAUCUGAACUUGUUCUCAAUUGACUCAGUUAGUGGCACCAUUUACACAGUGCUUGGGUCCCUAGAUCGGGAGAAGGAAGACAAGUACCUACUAGUGGUUGAGGCCAGAGAUGGAGGAGGGCUCACUGGGACAGGCACCGCCACUAUUUUCGUGACGGAUGUAAACGAUCAUGCUCCAGUCUUCUUGCAAAGAAUCUACACAGCAUUUGUCUCUGAGAAUGCAAGUAUUAACACUGAGGUGGCAGUGGUGUCUGCUGUGGACAGAGAUGAGGGAGAAAAUGCCAUGGUGACAUUCAGCAUCCUUGAUGGGGACAAUGAUCGCAAGUUCUCCAUAGAUACGGAUGAAGUCAACAACUGUGGGUUUAUCAGGCUACGAAAGCGGAUUGACUUUGAGAAGCCCCAUGAGAGGGUGUUCAAUUUGACUGUGAAAGCGGAGGACAUGGAUUUCUUCAGCAUUGCUCACUGUGUGAUCUAUGUGGAGGACUCCAAUGACCAUGCUCCUGUCUUCUACCCCCAGUUCUAUGAAGUGGCUGCACUAGGGGAAGAUGCAGCAGUUGGCACCAAAGUUGUUCAGGUUUCUGCUAUUGACUUGGAUUCUGGCCUUAAUGGAAGGUUUUCUUUUCACCUACUAAACAAGUCUGAUCCAGGUGGCCAAUUCUCUGUGGCUAGUGAUGGGUGGGUGAUGGUUGCAAGACCUCUGGAUCAUGAGACGGUGACACAGUACCAACUCAUUGUCACUGCCACUGAUAUGGGGCAGCCCCUUCUGACUGGCAGUGCCACUGUUUUAGUGACUCUGCAGGAUGUAAAUGACAAUGGGCCAGAGUUUGAGGCUCAUUAUAACCCAGUGGUCUGGGAAAACACACCUGCUCCACAGGCUGUCCAAAUGAAUGAGACCUCUACACUGCUGUAUGCUAAAGAUCGAGACACUGCUGCUAACGGAGCUCCUUUUUCCUUUCACCUUCUCAGUGAUUUCGACAGUCUGACUAACUUCAACUUGCAGGACUUCCACAACGGAAGUGCCUUGCUCACCGCGCUGCAUACCUUUGACCGGGAAGUGCACAAGGUGUUCUACCUGCCCAUCCUGAUCACAGACAGUGGAAUCCCACCCAUGAGCGCCACCAACACACUGACCGUGAAUAUUGGAGACCAAAAUGACCACCCACACGCUGCUGGCUACAUGGAAUGUCUCAUGUACUGCUAUGACGGUAUCCUUCCCACAACUGUACUGGGCCAGGUCAGUGCCCCUGACGAAGAUGACUGGGAUCGCAAGAUCUACCAAUUUGAAGGGAAAACAUCAAGGUACUUUAUCCUUAAUGAUAACUCAGGUUUGCUGACUAUUAAAGAAGGAACUCCACCAGGAACAUAUAACGUAAGAGUCAGAGUCACUGACGGAGUCUGGCCAGAUGUUGUCUCAACUGUAAAAGUUGUAGUGAAGGAAAUCAAGGAUGAUGCCCUCCAUAAUGCUGGUUCUAUACGAAUAAAAGAUAUCAGUCCAGAGGAGUUCAUAUCCCAAUCCCCUGAAAAACAGAGUAAAUACUACCAGAUGAAGAAGCUUCUUGCAGAAAUUAUAUCAGUCCAACUGGAAAACGUUCACGUUUUCAGUGUAUUAAAUAGCCCAAGUCAAACCCCAGGAGUUGAUGUUUGGUUUGCAGUUUAUGGUCCACCUUAUUAUAAAGCAGAAAAACUUAAUGGCAAUGUAGCAGCCUCCAAAGCAUGGCUGGAAAACAUCCUGGAUAUAAAUAUCACCCAGAUUGGCAUUGAUGAAUGUGUGACUGCGAACUGCACUCAUAGCAGCGGAUGCAUCAGCAAGCAUGAAUGGAGUCAUGUGCCAACACUAACCACAGCUGGAGGCACUUCACUGGGGUCUGUGACAGUCCUGAGUCAUGCCCUAUGUGGCUGUGCAGCUCGGGAGAGCCCUCACCUCUCCUGCUCCUCAUACCAGAGAAACCCUUGUCUCAAUGGUGGCACUUGUGUGGAUACUGAUUUGGGCUACAGAUGCAAAUGUUCUGCAAAUUUCCAUGGACCAGACUGCCAGCAGACAAAACACAGCUUCAGAGGCCAUGGUUAUGCCUGGUUCCCUCCUCUUAAGCCUUGCUUUGAGAGCCGCAUCUCCUUAGAGUUCAUCACCGAAGCCACUGAUGGCCUUCUGUUGUACCAUGGACCUGUGGCACGAGGGCAGCCUGGAGAACAGGAAGAUUUCCUUGCUUUAGAGCUUUCUGGUGGUGUCCCGUCGCUGACUGUGAGCCAUAGCUCUGGUGAACUUUUCCUGCAGCUGUCACCAAAAGUUAAUGUUGCAGAUCGCCGCUGGCACAAUAUUAAAAUUAUAAAUGAUGGAAAGAAAGUGAAGAUGAUUCUUGACCACUGCACAAAUGUCUCUGUUAGAGACAAUGGCAAUGUCAUUAAGAAGAUCUUCCAAAUGGAUCUGUCUGCCUGUGAAGCAUCUGGAGAGACUGUGGGAUCUCAAAGCAUGGGUAGGCUCUUCAGUGGCCAUCAACCCCUGCAGCUGGGUGGAGUUAAGAAGACUCUGUCUUACCACAGUUCACAAAGGCACUUCAGAGGGUUUGUUGGCUGCAUACGCAAUGUCAUUGUCGAUAGUAAGGUCUAUGAUUUAGAGCACCCUGCAGAGUCCUUGAACAGCACUCCUGGCUGUGUCCUCACGGAUGAAAUGUGUCAGAGUGGUGGGACGGCCUCCUGUGGGGCGCACGGCAAGUGUGUUGGUGGUUGGGAUUUCUUUCGCUGUGACUGUUCCCCAGGAUAUGCUGGACCAGCAUGUGAAAAAGUUCUUCCCGAAUGGGCUUUUGGAAGGGACAGUUGGAUCCAUUAUGAGCCAAGAAGCAUCCUCAGCACUCACAGCACUCGGAUUCAGCUGAUGGUGCGUACCCGUAUCUCCCACAGCACCCUUCUCAGCUUGGCUUCUGCAAAUGGGAAUGGAUACAUCCGACUGGAGGUGGUUGAGGGUUUCUUUAAUGUUAACUUCAGCUUAGGGGACAAAAAUCACUCUCUGAGAAUGAAGACAUUACGUAUAAACAAUGGCCAGUGGGUUCUUCUGACCAUGGAGCGCUACAACAAUGAAUUUACCCUGCGUGUUAACAGUGGUGGAGGUGAUCAAGAAGUGACCUCAGUCUUGGGUACGAAUAGAUGGUUUGAGAUGGAGUGGGCAAGCAUUGUGCUAGGAAACCGUCUUCCCAAUCAUUCAGAGAGCAAUUUCCAAGGUUGUAUGCGUGAUGUCCAGCUGAACGGUCAGCCGCUGCUCGUGGAAGGCAAAAACACACAGUUUGGCUUAAUUCUGAGGCGGCAAGGUGUCACGAUGGGAUGUCAUUCCAGUGCCUGCAGCAGCCAGCCCUGUUACAGCCCUUUCCUUUGUGUAGACCUGUGGAGAAAAUAUGAAUGCCGGUGUCCAGCUGGGAAAGUAGAAAUGACUGACAACCUUACAGGGCUCAGACACUGUACCUCGUCACCUUGUGGACACUGGACCUGUAGGAAUGGGGGUACCUGUGUAGCUCAAUCCCAAGAAAAGAUUAUCUGCCAGUGCCCUGAAGGUUACAAGGGACGAUGGUGUGAAAUUAGCCAGGUGAAGGCUGGAAGACCUGUUGGACUCAGCUCUGGAUCUAUUCUGGCAAUCAGCAUGUGCCUCCUUGUCUUCCUAGCACUCUUGGUCUCCUACACAGUAUGGAGUCAGUGGGGAAGUUCAGGGUUUCGGAAAGGAGGAAUUUACCACAUUCCUGAAGAGCGUGAAAGCUGGGAGGAUGUUAGGGAAAAUGUUUUCAAUUAUAAUGAAGAAGGAGGUGGAGAACGUGACCAGAAUGCUUACGAUAUAGAUAAACUGAAGAAACCUCUUCAUACCAUUCCCCACUUCUCUUUGAGGGCAGCUGCUUCACACUUCAGGACACGCACUGGCCCAAAAAGAGACUCACUCACAAAACAUGCACAUCAGAAACAGUCAACAUCAGCUGUUAACAGCAUCCCAGACCUCAAGGAAUACAUUUCUCAAAUCAUUUGGGAUGCAGACAAUGAUCUACAAAGUCUUCCAGCUGACACUAUUCAUUUUUACUGCUUAGAAGGGCAGUGCUCUCUAGCAGGGAGCCUUAGUUCCUUAGAUUCCAGUAGUGGUGAUGAAGAUCUAAAUUAUGAUUGCCUCCAAGAGUGGGGGUCGAAGUUUGACAAGCUUAAAGAACUCUAUAACAUCUCAAACGAACAUUUGUAA
Molecule: messenger RNA, 5610 nt
Organism: Nestor notabilis (Kea)
Lineage: Eukaryota; Metazoa; Chordata; Aves; Psittaciformes; Psittacidae
Product: neural-cadherin-like
Exons: 21
Biological process (GO): cell morphogenesis; calcium-dependent cell-cell adhesion; cell-cell junction assembly
Cellular component (GO): plasma membrane; catenin complex; adherens junction
Molecular function (GO): cadherin binding; calcium ion binding
Source: RefSeq, a predicted model, not a curated record